GUGGGAGUUUAAACACCCCGAGUUCAAGGCCGACAACAAGGACUCGCUCGACAACAUCCGCAGAAAGGCGCCGGCGCCGCGCAAGCAGGCGCCCGCCAACGAAGACUCCAUCCCCACGCAGCAGCUCGACCUGCUCAACUCGCAGCUCCUCGCCCAGCAGCAGCAGCUCCAGCACCUCACCGAGCGCAUCUCCCAGACCAGCAUCGAGCACCAGAUGGUCCUCCAGGAAGUCCGCCGCGUCCAAAAGUCCGUCCUCGGCCACGACCAGGUCGUCCACUGCAUCCUCACCUACCUCCACUCCCUCGACGCCCGCCAGAAGAGAGACUCCCGCGCCGCCGCCGCUGCUGCCAGCCUCUCCUUCCAGUCCCAGACCACCGAUCUCAGCCCGUCGCAGGUCGCCGGCAUAGACGAGAACCCAGCAGCCUCCCCCUUGCAGCACGCCACUAAGCUGCUCAAUGAGAUGACCGCAGAGAACCAGUUCAACUUCUCCGCUCUCGAAGGGAUAGUAGCCGCCACCCCGCCCCUCGACCACCAGCAGCAGCAGCAACAACAACAGCAGCAGCAGCAGCAGGCCGCCGCCGCUGCAGCCGCAGUCCAGCAGCAACGAGCUAAUGCUGCCGCUGCUGCUGCUGCGGCCGUCAACGGGGUCAACGGGGUCAACGGGUUCAACGGGGUCAACGUCGUCGGUGGUGUCGUCGGGAUGACACCGCCCACCUCUGCCGCCGCCGCAGCCCAGCAGCAGGCCGCGUCGCUCUCGUCUUACCCCAAGAUGAACGGCGAGCUCGAGCAGGUGGUCUACCCGGUCGGCGCAACCAACGGCAUAGACCCCAUGUACAGCGAGCAUGUCAACAACAUCCCUUACCCGCUACCCACCAACCCUUCUGCAAAUAAGGACAUGGACGUCCCGGACGUACGGCGGCAGUACCCAGUCAGCAACGACGGCCGGAAAAAGAGCAUCUACCCGGACCCAGGCUGGGCGCGGAGUCCGCAUAUCCUGCUCGUCGAAGAUGACCAGACCUGUCGCCAGAUCGGAGGGAAAUUCCUCUACUCUUUCUCCUGCGUCGUAGACACCGCAGUACAUCCCUCUUACUCUUUAUUUGUUUGUUGUUCUGCUAACGUUUUCCAGCUCGACGGGCUUGAGGCGGUGAACAAGAUACAGGGCGGGUCCAAGUACGAUCUCAUAUUAAUGGACAUCAUCAUGCCAAACCUCGACGGCGUCUCGGCCUGCAGUCUCAUCCGCCGCUUCGACUCCACCCCCAUCAUAGCAAUGACCUCCAACAUCCGAUCCAGCGACAUAGACCUCUACUUCCACCACGGAAUGAACGACGUCCUACCGAAACCAUUCACCCGCCAGUCCCUCCUCAACAUGCUAGAAAAACACCUCGUCUCCCUUAAAAACGUCAACCCCAUGGACGCCUCGCAACAGCAGCAACAACAACCACAACCACAACAACAGCAGCAGCAGCAACAACCCACCACAUCAUCAAACGCACCUCCCACCCCGCAACCACCACCGGGCCAACCUACAUCCACAAACUCCAACCCAGGUCCAGGCCCCAGUCCUCUCUCCAACUCCAUCUCCGUCCCCGUCAACGUGCCCGUCAACGUGCCCGUAUCAGGCCUUCCGCCUUCCUCCCAGCAGCCCGUAAAAGACGAGUCAUCACCAAACCAAUCUCCUUCCACCAUGGGCCAGCAGACAUGGCAGAACUCCCCCCUCACCCCCGCACCAGGCCAAUCCUUCGACACCAAUGGUCUCCAAUACCAACAACAGCAGCAACAACAACAACAACCCCAGUCCCAAACGCAGAACCAACAACCUCCCUCCCAGGCCCCAAACCAGUCCCAGCACAACCACAUCAAGCACCGCCGUCAAGCCUCAGACAUGGCUGGCAUAGACCUCAAUGUCAAUGCAUACAACAAGCGCCAACGCAUCUUCCCUGGUUCUGGGCCUGGUCCUGGCCCCGGUGCUCAAGUGGUAAAUCCCAUGCAAACCAGCAGAAUGGCUUAAUUUUUUUUUUUUUUUUUCGUUCUUUCUCUCAUUUUCUUUCUCUGCUUUCAUCUCUUACCCACGAAAAAAAGAAAACAAAAAGCGCCGCCCUUUCGCUAUCAUUUGCUUGCUUGCUUCCGUUCGGUCGGACUCGGUUCGGUUCGGUUUGGUUAUCUGCUUGCUUUACUCUACUUUUUUUUUUUUUUUUGCCACCCUAUCACAUCAUUAUCAUUAUCAUAUAUACGGUGUUGGGAACUUUUUUACUCAUUUUCUGCUUUCAUUUUUUUCUUUCCAUCUGGCGUGGGCGGGCGGAUUGCGUCGUCGUUCAGCGGCACCGGCAGCACAUCAGCACUCACUCAUCUCAUGGGCUAGGCUAUGGUUUGCUUUCCAAUACUUCUACCUUGUUUCAUGCAUAAUAUCUAUACCUUUAUCUAUACCUUACCUUACCUUACCUUGGACCUUAAAGUCGCGUCCGCAUGUCAAUGCUGCAACUUGUCUCCUUGCAUCCCGUCUCUAUCCCGUCUCGCCUCCACCGGACCAGGCGAUAUGCGAAUCAAUCAUUACAACCUCAAAUAGCGCGACGCAACACAACACGGCACAGAUGAGACGAGUACAACCAUACAAAAAACACCUACUUGGUGCCAUUUCGAGUAUAUUCUUGUUUCGAUUGUUUCUCCCGCAUUUUUUUUUUUU
This is a messenger RNA of Trichophyton rubrum CBS 118892, 2680 nucleotides long. RefSeq lists its product as uncharacterized. Bases 215 to 2008 code for a protein of 597 amino acids. Lineage: Eukaryota; Fungi; Ascomycota; Eurotiomycetes; Onygenales; Arthrodermataceae. The transcript has 2 exons. Gene Ontology annotation, biological process: phosphorelay signal transduction system. The record is from RefSeq and is a predicted model, not a curated record.